This is a messenger RNA of Spirometra erinaceieuropaei, 7148 nucleotides long. The record is from the annotation of a GenBank genome assembly. NCBI's taxonomy places the organism in Eukaryota, Metazoa, Platyhelminthes, Cestoda, Diphyllobothriidea, Diphyllobothriidae.
AUGACGGCGGGUCGGUUUGUAGAUGUUUGCAUAAAGUCCUUAAGCUGCCCUUGUAGCAACGCUUUUAUUUCCCUUGUUUACGACCACCUGGAACUACGCCGCCGGAGAAUAGCCGCCUGGCAGAAACUGGUCGCCGAUCCUCAUGACGUGACCGCCCCAUCACAGUUGCAUCUGCCUCACCAUUGCCUGGAUACUGAGGACGUCGGCGCUUUCCAGGAUGCCAGUGUACAGGAUCCUCUCCUGCUACUUCACCUUCAGUACGCUUUAGUUACGGUUGAGAUAAAAUAGUUGGGUCCUCUGGUUCGGCCUUUAUAUAUAGUUCACAGAUCCGCCACAUACAAGAGCGUUGUCAGGGUAACAAACCUUUACCUCCACAGUUUUGGUGCUGAGACGGACACCACGACGAUAUAAGGCGGAAUGAUUUAGCCAGUCGAAGACUUGUCUGGCUUUGGAGGUCAUACUUAUGAUUUAUGUAGUCAAUCUUGGUGUUUCUUGAAAUGGUAUCACCAAGCUAGGCAAAUAUCCUUACUACUGUGAGGGGAGUUCGAUUGGCGAUGAUUUGGGCUUGGGCGUUGUUAGUAUUUGGCACACAUCGGAUACUGAGUAGUCUUCAGUCGUUUUGACAGCCGGUGUCGAUCCCCUGCCGCUCCUCACAGAAUGCGCUCAUCACCAUGGCAGUAAACAUGUGAUUGAAUAUGGUAGGGGCGAGUACGCAACCCUGCUUUAUCGCAGUAUUCACGGUAAAUGCUUCAAACGUCCGUGGUGCCCGUCAUUGCCUCUUCAGGUAGUUGUCUCAGCAUUUGUGCGUUAAUCGCCUCGGAUAUCCGAAGUUCAAAAUAAUUCUUUAGAAUCCAUUUCAAUCCAGUGUGUCGGCGAACUCCGCCAGUUCGACGAAAGUGAAGGGCGUCCGCGUUUCCUAAUUCGUUUCUUGAAGUUUGAAAAGCACGAAGACCCUGUUUCUGGUCCCUUGAUGUUUUUGGAAUUUUCACUUCGUUCUUGAUAGAAGCCCCUCCUCCAGAUGCGUUUUAGAGGAUUGAAAAGGAAAUGGGCGAUACGAAGGAGGUUCCAGGGUGGUUAUUGCAGAUUUGCCAGUGAACAUGCACAAUGUCGGCAUUAUUAAAGUCAUGGGGUUCUGUGCUUGAUCCAUCUCCCCUCUAACUGCAUAUUUAUCUUCUCCACAGGUUUUUGGCUGCCAUAGUUGUCGACUUUGGCUGGAAUUGCGUCUGUUUCAGGCGCUCCUCCACUUGACAACUGUUGUACUGUUUAGACCGUGCCUGGGAGCCGGACCCUCGAGGUCGUUAUUGGUGCCCACAUCAUGAAGCCUGUUGAUGACUUUUUUGCAUCUUGCUUUUCACGAUCCGUGACAACUCCAUCAGGAGGGCUGUUCCAUCCUUGCUCAGAAGUGGCACAGUACCUUUGACUUACGGAUCGUAGACUCUUCUGACGGCCGCAAUUUUCUCAUUGGUUUUCGAUGUUCUUGAAAAUUCAAUUACAUUUCGUGGAAAACAUGCAUAAAAAUAUUUCUUCUUUUACUUAUUCGACAGAAAAUCACGUCCUCUUCCAAUUUUAUACUCUAUAGAAGGGCAUAAUUCGGUUUCAAAAAAGACUCCAAUUGUGAGAUUUAUUAAAACCUUGAGAUGGCCGUUCAUAAAACGUCAUGUAUGUGCAUUUACGAAUGUGGCUUGUAAAGUCAACAAUAUUGCUUAAAUCAGCAGCUUACUUUUAUGAACCCCAUAUCAUCUGCUCCUAAAACCGUAGAGAAAUGCAUGUUUUUUCGUACACAGAAAAUAUACGGCUUGUAGUUUUGAAACCAUGAAUGCAUGUGUAAGAGCAGGUGGGGUGCAAAAUUAUUCGGGAAUCGGAAACACUUUUGGAAACCGAAUUAUACCACUCCUUUGAGUAUGAACUUGAAAAAAGAUGUGAGUAUGAAUGAAUAUUUUUAUGUGUUUUCCACAAAAUAUGAUUGAAUUUUCAAGGGCAUCGAAAAUCAAUGAGAAAAUUGCCUGCCAUUUAAGUAGUCAUUUUUUGCAGAGUAUAGUUCUUGCAUACAUUCGGAAAUAAGCUCCUUCGAAAGCUGACACUCUGAGGUACCGGGAUCAUCAUAGAAUUAUGCUGCAAGACGUUUAGUCUUACAACUCUACUUAAUUCAUUUUGACCCAACUGCGAAAAACUCGGCGCCUCGGUGGGAUACGAAUCCACGCAGUAAGGAGAAGGCUGUAGUACCGCCAACGCUCUAACCACUUGAGCUACGAGGUUCCGCCGGACGACGCGGGUUUAGUCAUAUUUACUUACUUAAUCUUUUCGAACCGAGAAUGCAUUUCGAAAUUUCGGUUGACGUUUCAUGAGUUAGCCCACCUACUGUAUAGAACUUUUCUGGGGUUGUUGUUGAUGAUGGUGUGAGUCGUGUAUGGCUCGUCCUCCUCAGACGGCAGAUUGUGGAUGUCCUCGUCAUUGUCAGAAAAUCCGUCUUGAAAUUCAGAGCUUUCAAUGCGGUGGUCUGACUGGUGUCAUGUGUCUCCCUCUACUGGAUCUGGAUAUUGGCAUACACGUCAUUGUUUUAGAUUUUACUCUAUGCAAGUCCUAGGAUUCAAUUUACGGCCGGCUGUAUCAAUCCACAGUAUUUUACUUGCCUGAUAUUGGUUUACUGUGCACGCAGAUGGGGGUUUACCCACGUCAUCUCCUCCUGGAUCGAGAGGAGGAGGAAAUAUUAGUCAAGAGAAGACUGUUCUUCAUACAUAUCUGCAAAAGGAAUAGUCCAUUGCCGCUGAGGCCGCUAAUCCCGUGACGACCGACUACCCUCUCCUAAAUAGCUUUGUGUCUACUAGUGAGGAAUUUAAGCCAUCGAGGACAAUAAAUAUUUCCACUUUCAACACAGUUAUUAGGAGGACGUGCAUGUCUUCGUAGAACUUGAUCCUUCCUUCAUCAGUACUGGUCGGUAAGAGACGUAGGCGCCGACGACUAUGUGAGAUUUGUUCCCGCAAAGAAGUAGACGCGGGUGCAUACGACAGCCGCUGUGACCCUGUGGCAGCCAGUGUGUUCGUUCCACGAUAUCGCCCCUGAUGUAAAGCGACUCUAACGUCUCGGUGGUCUGCCUUGCGAAUCCAGCCCCAUAAAGACCGUGACAGGCUAGAUCGGCGCGACGCUGAUGGGGAACUCAGGUACAAUACGGCCGACCGAUCGACGCGUGGCAAGACCAGAAGCAACUGCUCUGGCCCGAUUCCACGGUCUUCCAAAAGUGCGCAAAGAAGGCUCUCCUUUCCAGCCGAUAGUUUAACUAAAACGCCCUCCCACCUAUGGACUGGCAGUGGCUCUUUUACCGUCCUAAAAUUCCGACCUCCGACUCGAACACCACAGUCAGCUUCUCAACACAAUUCUUAAAAAUAAUUAAAGGGUCAAGUCUCCAAACAAGUGAAGUCAUGGUAUCCCUCGAUGACACGUCCAUUUCUACUACUAGCCCGAAAGACCUGGCAGUCCAGACAAUCGAACUACUCCCAUGAGAUAAAAACGAUGAAACGGAGAAUCGCCUCGAAUGCGUCCAGAUCCCUCAAUUCCCGAAGUUCUGUCUCAAGACAUGCUAAACUUUACGGAACAAUCUACGAGCAGCUGAUGUGCAAGCCAAUGGGUCUGCUGAUUUCAGGACUCAUAGCCGAAGCCGACCCCAACGGUUGGAGUCACUGGUUUUCCGACACCACAGGCCGAAAUUCUGGGCUCGUUAUGUGGAUGAUACUGUCGAUUGUGCUGACGUAAACACGAAAGUGUUCAGGAAAACGACAAGCAUGACGAAAGUACUGGAUUCCAAAAUUUGGGGUUGGGUUUAGGUCUGUGUUUGGGGUCACAUCUUGGGUUUGGAGCUAGGGCUAAGGCUUUGGUAUUUGUGAAUUUCAUGAUAAAGCUUGCCGGCUUACUUCACCAUAUCGACUGCUUAGUGAUUUGAUAUAAUUUUACUGUCAGGGUAGAAGGAAACAAUUAAUUGUUUAGGCGACGAGAACCUGGAUAACGAAGUCUGUCACGAGUAAUAUAUCCUAAUUUCUAUCAUUAUACGAAUGGUUUCCUCUUCCCUUCCUCAAUCUUUUUCAUUUCUUUUCACAUGUUACUUGUUGGAUUUCCUUUAUCUUUGUUUUUUACACGGCCCACCCAAUCGUCUUUGGUGUUGGGGUUGCACACCCGGCACUUUCCGUUAGCUUGGCUAUCCGCGACAGGCUGUCUGGCCAAUCACAGGUUCGGUAAUAAUCCGUGCACGGUCUAUACGAUGGUGCGCGUAAUUGUUGCUUGUGUACACCAUUGAGGCCUUUGACGCAAAUCACGAAAAACGGCUAGUUGACGUAAUUUUGUCAAGCAAUUUAGUAACAAAAUGGCGUUCGCAGUAAGAUGCAAUAAGCUGGUGCAAUAUUCUUAGGGGACCCAGGAGAAUCCCCCUGCGUUUGUUAGACAGGGUUAUUUAACUAGCCCUCUAUCCAGAAAAAAAGGAUUAUCAGCUAACGCACAUAUUUUUCCGUGGCAUGUCCCUCCUUCCACGGGCAUUGCGGCUGCUACAUCCGAAGCGCUGUCCAUUGUGGAACUUGUUUGAUCACCUUUGUUUGAUAAUUCCAUCAUCAAUGGCUUAACUACUAGGUCGUCACGAUGCGAACUUUGUUACUUUGCACUAGUGAGUGGGUUCUCUGGAAAGGCUAACAAACAGCCGCUCUGUUAAAAACGAAUUCCUGGGAAACAGACGGUCACCCCGAGCCGGCCGUUUUUAUCCCGGGUUUUUGCGUCGACUGCUAGUGACGUCACUGAUCUGAGAGCUUUGAAGGGCCUUCCAUAUCGACAACUUUUUAGCUGGUAUCUUAAUGCCUUUACAUAUGCACGAAGCAUUUCAUCCUUUCUCGUGCAUUAUUCUCUACAUCGCUUUUCCUGUUACGCGCUCAUAACAGCACGCAGGCACCUCCCUAGCGUGUCUGUCCUUAUUCCUCCUUUUGUCCUGCUUCGCAUGUUGUUGUUCAUGGUCUACUUUAUUCGUGCGUUUGAUUUCUCAUCCAGACCAUGUCCUGGUUCCUCAGCGCACCGGCUCGGCGUCUACCCAUUCUUGCUAAUCGAUUGUCUGUCGCGACUGGCUGUGUUUAUUCCGUCUUCCACCAACAAACUGCCGGAUAUUGUAUGAAUUUUGACCCUCCCACACGCAAGAAUGAGGACAUCAAAACUAAACGGAGCCGCCUGCUCUACGAAAGUCGUAAACGUGGAAACCUGGAAAACGGAAUUCUGUUGGCGUAAGUUCGAUCUUCUUUCUGUAAUAAUGCGCAUAUUCCUGUUGUUUUUAUUUCAUCAAAGACAUUUAUUAAGUCACUAAUACUGAAGUUGCAGUCCCGCCCCUCUCGCAUGACCAUCAUGCACAGCGGGUAAAACGAGGUGGCAAUGACAAUCUCGACUUCCCUUGUCUUUGUCGCCACUCCCUUCGCUACAUAUACUACUAUUCCAUAUGCGACUGUUUGCGAAGGCUCCAGACUAAGCCCCGAGGUACGACGAAACAAGCGUUUCCUGUAACCUCAUCGGCGAGCCUCCACUUUUCCACUGAGAUUUGUGUACAUGGCAUCUAACUUAAUGUGCUGAUUAAUACAUGAUUCAUCGGAAUGCAUGGCUUCAAAAGAUCGGCGUUUUUCAGAGGAGUAAACUCCGGCAAUAGAUAUUAGCGAAAAUGCUGACCCCAGGUGUUUAGAUGGAAGAUGAAGGUAAGGCGAGCUCUGGAGAUGAUUUAUUCAUCUGACGUUUCACACUCGUACUCGAGCGGAACAUCGGAGAUAAGAAAUGAGAAAUACACCGUUUAACUAGGUCCUUCUCACUCACUCCUGGUAGAGCCAUCAUUAUCUAUCUUUACUGGGCCUCCUUUCGUGCGGUUGCAGCAACCAUGAUUUCAUUGUCCUGACGUUCAAAAAGCAAACAAGCUCCCGCCACUGGAGAUAAGUUUCGUACGGCACUCUACAGUGUUUAAUGUGUGCUGUUCGGGGACGGGGCGUCGUCGGCAUAACGACUAUUCCCCCGGUUUUAAUUUUCCGUAUUUGUUGUUCGCGCUCCGCGUAUCUCGCCUUCAUGUUCAUUCGGACGGAGUACGAAGAUACAUGCUAGAUGCAGCUCCGAAAAAGUCAAAUGAGACUGGUAUUGUCGUUUCUAGCCCAUUAGCCGUUAUUUACUAACUACACCCAGCCCUUCCUGAGCUCCAGAUUGAACUUUAAAGCGCAACGGGACGAGCACGUCCUGUACCCCAAUUAGGAACGCACUUUCGACAUAGUGCUCACGAUCACAACCGACGAGACAGCGAGCCCGCGGUUUAGAGCGCUAGAUUCGCUGACGUGUAAUAACCAAAAGCAUGUGGGUUCAAUCCCUGGAUGCCUCAAAACCUGGAGUUGGGCAAGACUGACUGCCGACAGCUAAUAAGCCAAGAAUGGCCACUGAAGUCUCUCCUGUCCUUGUCGGUUUACCUAAUUCUGCCUAUACCACUAGCCGCUGUGUGGCUGCCUGUGGGGCUCUGGAUCGGGCCCCAACGGCACGAGUUUGUCCGUCCAUGGUAGAGGGGCGCCCACUGAUCGCGUUACAGGACAUACCCGUUUCGUUGUUCCUUGGAGCUUAAUGCAGAGUCCUUACAGACAGUUUCAUAGCAAUCAGGAAUAAAUGCAGAUUACUGGCAAAGACAAGGGGAAUGGCCGUUCCUGGUCUGUUAGUCAUAACUGCUCGGCCGUACCAAGCCCCAGGCUCUUAACACUUGUGAAGACACUGCCAUUUGUGUACACCCGCAUCGUUUUCGUCUUGUUUGUUGUUCGGGUUAAGUUUUAGUCUUACGUUUUCUGCCCACAAAUCUUUCUGUUCAGUACAUUUGCAGAUAAGUACCUUGCUGGGAUGAACGAACUUGAGCUUGAAGCAUAUGACAACCUCAUCAACAAGCCAGACAACGACUGGGACAUUUAUUAUUGGGCAACAGGUACGUCCCUUCUGCUUGCCGAGUAAUGUGACCAAAUGUUUCUUAUCUCGUCUUUACCCGAGGUUAUUCUACCCUAGGCAACCAGGAGGCGCCUCAAGAGUUUCAAACCGAUGUACUUAAAUUGCUCCAAGAGCACGCCCGCAACCCUGGUCGUGAGCUCCGAAACCAAUUGCCUCCCUUGCGGCCUCUUGAUAAGUAG